AUGGUCAAGAUCAUCUCAAUUCUGCUCAUCAUCUGCUUUGUUGACGUGAGAGCUCAGUUUUUUGAUUUCCUAUCUGCGUUUCAACCACCGACGCUAAGGCCUAUCUUCGAACCAACAAAACCACCUAGAACCACGAGGUUCCACGACCCAAAUAGAUCACAGAACGCAAGCUGGAAGUUAGGUCAAACUUCAGAAGUCACAACCGCGAAAACAAUACGAAAAACACCAAAAAAUAAUCGACGUAGCCAAAAUAAGACCAAAAAAAUUAAAGAGAAUUAUGCCCCAGACAAAAUAUCUUUCGACGACGGUUACAACACUAUAAUUAAUUAUGACUCGGUCAAACACACCACGGUCAACCCGUUUGCACGACCGGGAGUCAAACCCGCGAUAGUCAAUGGUCCGCCUAUAACGAAUAGGCCGGUGACCAAGUCGUUUGUUCCUAGACCAAUAGCAGGACUCCAGCCUCAAGAUGAUAGUACAUUGACCCCCGAAUUAAUCGUGGGACCGGACGAAGAUUAUAUGUCGAUAGUGGAAAGGAGGCGUUUUAUGGAAUUUACGGAAAAAAAAUGUGAGCAGUACGUAUCAUUGGACACUGUUCGUGUUGAAGCCAUACCCCUCGUACCAUCACCUCGUCCGGUUGUCGUUAACGUGUCAUCUUGUGCUCGCUCCGUGCCUCUCGUGGUAGGAGGGAGCGUCGUCACGAUACAGCAAUUCCCACACAUGGCGUUGUUAGGUUGGACCAAAAUGCGGUCUGGUGGCUACUUGUGGAAAUGUGGUGGUUCACUCGUGAGUGAGAGGUAUGUGCUCACGGCGGCCCACUGCGCCUAUCAAGACAAAGACGACAGCGUUGUGAGCGGUCCACCAAGAGCGGUUCAGCUCGGCUCCUCACGUCGGGAUGAUCCCGGUGCCAUAGUAAUCCGCGUGUCAUCUGUAAUAAGACAUCCCAAGUAUAGACCUCCGCAGUCAUACUACGAUAUAGCCAUUGUAAAAAUGAUGAAAAAUGUCAAAUUCUCAGCCGUAAUAAAGCCAGCCUGUUUGGGAGUACCACCAGCUGCCGGGAAACAUAUCAUCGCUACUGGCUGGGGAAAGACAGAGUUUGGUGGAGAUGAAUCCGAACUGCUAAGAGGUGUUUCACUGCCAGUGUGGAGUUUGGAGGAGUGUGCGUCAGUUUUGGGAGAAUCGAGAAAAUUACCGCGAGGACCUGACCGCAGUCAGACAUGCGCUGGAGAUAGAAGAGGGGGAAAGGAUACGUGCCAGGGUGAUUCUGGCGGGCCGGCUCAGCUGCGUGAAGGUUGUUCGUGGAGGGUAGUCGCUGUUACAUCAACAGGCAGAGCGUGCGGCGCGAUCGAUACACCCGCUAUAUACGCAAACGUACAAAUACCAUUCAUAGCCAAAGUCAUCUUCGGCGAUGAGAUCAGGAAUGAAGGGAAUUUGAAUACGGAUCAAGAAAAUCAGUGGAACAGUGGCUAUAGUGGUGAAAAUGGACAAAAUAAGGAUAAUAAACAGAAUAAUAGUGCUCAAAAUAAUAAUCGACCAAAUGUUGAUCGUGUACAAAAUGAUUAUAACCGGCCAAGUGUUGACCGUGUACAAAAUAAUUACAAUCGACCAAGUGUUGAUAGUGUACAAAAUAAUUACAAUCGACCAAGUGGUGACCGUGUACAAAAUGAUUAUAACCGCCCAAGUGGUGACCGUGUACAAAAUGAUUAUAACAGGCCAAGUGCUGACCGUUUACAAAAUAAUUACAAUCGACCAAGUGUAGACCGUGUACAAAAUGAUUACAAUCGACCAAGUGUUGAUAGUGUACAAAAUGAUUAUAACCAGCCAAGUGCUGACCGUGUACAAAAUAAUUACAAUCGACCAAGUGUAGACCGUGUACAAAAUGAUUAUAACCGGCCAAGUGGUGACCGUGUACAAAAUGAUUAUAACCGGCCAAGUGGUGACCGUGUACAAAAUGAUUAUAACCGGCCAAGUGGUGACCGUGUACAAAAUGAUUAUAACAGACCAAGUGGUGACCGUGUACAAAAUAAUUACAAUCGGCCAAGUGUUGAUCGUGUACAAAAUGAUUAUAACCGCCCAAGUGGUGACCGUGUACAAAAUAAUUAUAACCGGCCAAGCGUUGACAAUGUACAAAAUAACUACAACCGACAAAAUAACCAAUGGUAUCAACAACCAACCAGCAACCCGUUAAAUAAUGAUAAUUACCAAAAUCCAGUUUACAGAGGAGAUGACACCGAAGAUUCAACGAUUGGUCCUCAUUAUUACUUCGAGGAUAGUGUGAAUAGACCUUAUAUAGGUAACAUAUGGCAGACUUGA
Messenger RNA from Danaus chrysippus (African queen), 2313 nucleotides. The record is from the annotation of a GenBank genome assembly. Lineage: Eukaryota; Metazoa; Arthropoda; Insecta; Lepidoptera; Nymphalidae.